AUGGAGACCCAGAGGGCCAGCCUCUCGCUGGGGCGGUGGUCACUGUGGCUCCUGCUGCUGGGACUAGUGCUGCCCUCGGCCAGCGCCACCCUCAGCUACAGGUAGGCCGUGCUUCGUGCUGUCAAUCAGCUCAGUGAGCGGUCCUCAGAAGCUAAUCUUUACCGCCUCCUGGAGCUAGACCCGCCUCCCAAGGAUGAUGAAGAUCUGGGCACUCGAAAGCCUGUGAGCUUCACGGUGAAGGAGACUCUGUGCCCCAGAAUGACUCAGCAGCCUGUGGAGCAGUGUGACUUCCAGGAGAAAGGGCGGGUGAAACAGUAUGUGGGGACAGUCACCCUGGACCUGUCCAAUGACCAGUUUGACCUAAACUGCAAUGAGUUUCAGAGUGUCAGGAUACGCUGGCCGUGGCCAGUCUGGCUUGGACCCAGAAUCCGAGGUUGA
Messenger RNA from Budorcas taxicolor (takin), 438 nucleotides. RefSeq names its product cathelicidin-4-like. The record is from RefSeq and is a predicted model, not a curated record. Gene Ontology annotation, molecular function: lipopolysaccharide binding. Gene Ontology annotation, cellular component: extracellular region. NCBI's taxonomy places the organism in Eukaryota, Metazoa, Chordata, Mammalia, Artiodactyla, Bovidae. Gene Ontology annotation, biological process: defense response to Gram-negative bacterium; antimicrobial humoral immune response mediated by antimicrobial peptide; defense response to Gram-positive bacterium.